AUGCAUCUCAACGAAAAAGCAUCUCGGCUCUUAAAAACAUCAAUUGGAAAUAUAAUUGGCACUUCUCUAUUAAAUUUCAUUCCACAACCUUUUGAUGUUUGCCACUUGAAAUCAAUUAAAGAUUUUGUAUUCAAUAGCAGCACGAUUGAUCUUGUUUCACACAAAUAUUUAUUUUUCCAAAAUGUUGAAGGACAUUUAGUUGAAUGUAACUUUUUAAUAAAGUUGACAGCUUUCCAUAACUGUGCAUAUUUUCUGAUUUCUUUUGAACAAAGGAAAACUUCACGCGAAAUUGCAAUAAUUUCGGAUGAAGGACUCAUCACUGGGCAUUCUGGCUCCCCCUCCGUGAGUGAACAAAAAAACCGUUAGAAAAAUCCCUAUUUUUUGCCCAAAAACCCAUCUGUAGCGAACAAAAAUUUUUUAUGGAAAAAAAAUUUGAUAUAUAAGUGAUAUUAUUAUAAUAAAUUCUCGAGCUAAUUCUGUCUAUUUUAAACAAAUUGCGUUUUAAACAUAAAUUUUAUAAAUUAAAUUAAUAUUUGCUUUCCAAUUUUUGCGAAUUAGGAUUUUUUUAAAAUUUCGAAAAACAUUUUUUCUAUAAAAUUUAUAUAUAAAUUUUUUUAAAAAAAAAAUAACCCCUCUGUGAGCGAACAAAAUAUUUUUGUUUGCUCACGGAGGGGGAGGAGUGAGCUGUUUCCUUUUUAUAUCGGCUCAGAAUCAAAAAGCUUAAAAGGCCAAAACUUGUCAACUGUAGUCCCUGUUUUAGAAAUAAAUAAAAUGCAAGACUAUGAGCCUUGGAUCCUCCCUUUUAAUGAUGGGGAACUUGCUUUUAUUCAUAAAAUUAGAGAAAUUAAGUCAACAGCAAUACAUGAGUUAAUUAUCAUUCACGAUCAACAAGAAAUAAAAAACUGAAAAGAAGGGAUUGACCAGGACCAAUUAGCCUAUUUUGCAGACCAAGAUGUUACUUGUGAUUAUGACCAAACUCAAUCUGAUAUGGAUAUUAAAAGAAGAGGCAUGCAAGUGAGAUACCACUCAGUCAGUAAUUUCUCUCUUUCAGGCAAAUCUUUUGAUAAAGUUGAAACAGAAUAUUUAACUAAUAAUGAUAUGGUCCAAACAAAAGAAUUAUUAAACUCUUGCAGGAGCCAAGACAAAAAAUCACUUACGGAAGACCAUUCGAAAUCAUCAGUAGGAUAUAAACUUCCUAAUCAGGCUAAAAUGCUGCUAGUAGAGUCUAAAAGAAAAAUAAGAGUUCUGCAAGUUGUGCUAUUCCUUGUGGUAAGAAAAAAUUAGAUGUCGUCAGUUAUUGUAACUGUUGGAGCAAUUUUAGGGUAUAUGAUAACUGAUGUGUCAUAUACGACGUCUCUGAGUUCCUUUAAAGACCUAGGCCAGCUUUUGUAUAAUCUUGGACUUUCCGCAGACUUAGCAAGAAUUAUCGACAGAGUAGUCAUCUUGCCAGAUUCUACUCCUGAGCAAUUCAAGAAAUCAAUUGACGAUUUAAUAAAUUUAAUCACAGACUUAGAAACUGUUCAAGGAACCAUUUUUGAAGAUUUUGACCAGUGGAGCUAUUGCUCAAGCGCAGAUAUCGUGACAAAUUCUAUUAUCCCUUUAAUAUAUUAUGAUGAAAUUGAGCCUAGAGUAAAAUACUCAAAUUUAUAUGACGCAGUAUCAGAAAUAAUUUUAAAUGUAAUUUCUAUACAGUGCAAAAGUAUGAUUAAGGCAGUUUCAGAAAAAGAAUACUAUCUUAAUUAUGUCAGAUUUAUUUUUCUUAAUGGCAUAGGAAAUCUUUUUAAUCAUGCAAAUUCGACAAUGGAUGGAAUAGUUAAUUGUGAAAUGGAACGAGUGAAAAAUACUGGAAAAAAUAUAAACAUUCUGCUAAUAUGUGGAUUUAUUACACUUGGCAUACUAGUUUUAGUAAUUAUUGGAUACAUUAUUUUGGUUUCCCAAAAGCAUGAUGAGUUUUGGAAUUUUAUUUUAAAUAAUGCACAGUGGGCACUAGCUAAACUCAAAAGUUCAGCUGCUGAUAGGCUUAUACUCAUUCAUGGAAUAGAUUAUAACUCCGAGUUGAGCAUUGAUAUAUUGGGAAGCCGCACAAAACGAAAAGUAAGAACUUCUAUUUACUUGCAUUAUAUUUGAAGAGUUAUGAUUUUUUUUGCAAUUGCUGCUUCUUAUUAUCUUUUAAUAUACUGCUACUUAUAUCCAAAUUGCGAAACUUUAAUGAUAAACCGCCCAAAGCUUCUCAGCAACUUUAACAUAAGACGGUCAAAUCUAAGAAGAUUAUCAAUGUUUUCUAGAGAAAUACUUGCUCAUUAUAUAGAAUUCCGGAUGCCUCACUAUUUUGAAUUUGCAAAUGCUUGAACAAUGGUUAGAGACGCUGAAAAUAUUAUCAAAUUAAAACAUAAAGAGCUUAGAGAAAGCGAAUUGAGAGAAUUAAUGUCAUCAGAAUUAGAAGAAAAAAUUUACGAAAGUGUGGAAUCCAGUAGCGAAAUUCUUAAAUAUGGAUCAGAAGCUGCUAUUAAUUCAAUUAUUGACGAUUGUGAGAAUCAAGGAUAUUACAAAUUUUUACCUACUGCCUCUGCUUUUGCAUUGCUUGCAGAUGUAGUAAUAAUUCAAAAUGAAAUAAGCUAUGAGUUUGAAUUGGCAGAUCGUGAUUCCAAGGAUCUUAUAAAAGAGAGACUAAAUUCAAUUGUAUAUACAACCGCAGCUUAUUCAGUAACAAUGUGUGCAUUAUUCUUUUGCUAUUAUUUACCAUAUUUGAAUAAACAAGUAAAGCAGCUUAACCGCUUCUCAAUACUUUCAACAAUUUUGCCAAUGGAACCCGAAUAA
Molecule: messenger RNA, 2817 nt
Organism: Blepharisma stoltei
Lineage: Eukaryota; Ciliophora; Heterotrichea; Heterotrichida; Blepharismidae
Source: the annotation of a GenBank genome assembly